CGUGCGUAUUCGAGACAUCGUCCGGCAGUUGACGGGAAUCAGCUGUCAAUUCAAGUUCAGUGUUGAUUGUGAAGUUUGACUGAAAUCCGAGAUAAGUUCUUUAAUGCUCGUUCACAGUGAUCAAUUUUGAAUUGUGGAGGGUCUGCCAGGAAAUGAAAACGUACGGAAGAAAGAAAUCCUUUCAAAAGUGCACCCAAAUUAGUAUAGACUUCAAAGAAAUGUGCCGUCUGUGCUUAUGUUGCAGUGGAGACAGACAAAACAUUUUUAACAGCAGAGGAGAAGUGCCACUUCCUUUAAAGAUUCUAACCUGUGUGUCAGUUGAGGUGUAUGAAGGUGACGGCCUUCCAACAGAUGUGUGUAAAAAGUGCUUAAAGCUGCUUGAAAUAUUUUAUAAGUUUCGUAAACAGUGUGAGGAAGUUAAUAGCAAGCUUCAUGAUAUCUCAAAGAAGCAUAAAGAUGCACCAGAAUCAGAGGUAUUGCAACAAAAACAGGAAGAUCGAAGAAAAAUGACCUUUGUUGACUUAUUGUACAAUGCUAGCAAGGAUAUUAAAGGAGAGAUUGUAUUGGAUGAUACAACAUGUGUUAUGAACACAUUGUUAAUAGAUUGUGAAAAUAUAACAGGAACCAAUAAUGACUCCCUUCAAGAAGCAACAUUGGACCAUAGAAUCAACACCAUUUACAAUAAUAAUAACAACAUCAAAGAUAAUAACAGUAAUGUUAAUGCCCAGGAGCAAAGUGGAAUUAUUUCUGAUACAAGAGGUGACAAUGUUGGUCAUUGGCAAAGUGCAGAAAAUAAUACAACAGAAAAUACUCAUUUUCAUAUCAGUGAAAAUAUUUCAUCAGUUGAAAAUACAUCUCCAAAUAACAUUAGAAAUGUAUCAGCAGAAGAAUGUGUUACAAGCAAUCACGUGGAAGCUUCUAAAUCACAGUCAUUAACUUCAUUCACACAUUUGGAACCUCUCUCAGCCAACUCCGAAGGGUUAAUUUUUAGAUGUGACAAGUGUCCCAAAGGAUUUUCAAAACGAAUAGACUUGAAACGACAUAGCUCAGUGCAUGACCAACAAAGAGGUUUUGUGUGUGCUGUAUGUGAGAAAUGGUUUCCUAAUAAAACAAGCUACAAGAGACAUGAGAGAAUACACACUGGUGAAAAGCCAUUCUCAUGUUCAUAUUGUCAAAAAUGCUUCUCACAAGAUUCAAUUCUGUCUAGACACCUGCUCAUUCACACAGGAGAAAAACCAUUUAAGUGUGAAUUGUGUGGCAAAGGAUUUACUCAAAGGGAAGGACUGAAAGUACACAAGCGGCAACAUGAUUACAGCAAUCAUGAUAAGCAACAGCAGCCACAAUACUACUGCCCUUUGUGUAAAAAAGGUUUCUGCCACCAGUCUGGUCUUUCAAGACAUCUCAUUACUCACACAGGAAAAACAUUUGAUUGUCCAAUGUGUUCUAAACCAUUUUCAGAUCAGUCUUCACUGAAGAGGCACACUAAGAAGCACAAUUCUAUUAAAAAUGAAAUGGAUUUGUAGCCAAAAACAAGCAAAGAAAUAGAAAUACUUUGGAGACAUAUAGGAUAUCUGGAGAGAUAAAAUUUAGACUUAUGAUAUUUGUAACAAAAUUAGGCAUGGAAAUUUUAUACUAAAUUAAUGAUAAUGUUAGAUAAUCUGGCUCAAAAUCUUUAUACAGAUCUACUUUGCCCUUGUGUACUAGCAUUCAAAAUUUUGUUUAAUCAACAGACGAUGAAAUAUAGCCAAAAAAUAUAUUCUUUGAAAAAAAGGAAAAGUAAAUAAAAUGUUUAAUUGGUUAUGCCCACCUAAAUUCAACAUAUUUUUGAGGAGUAUCUAUAAUAUGGGGGGAUUAUAUUUUCUUAAUUUAUAAAAAAUGUUCUGAUAUCUUUGAGAAUGUAAUUUAUGUACUUUUCUUGGACACUGUCUUGUAUGAUGCUUAACUUUGAUUUCUUGUAUUAAAAUAGUUAUGUAUGCUAUUUAAACAUUAUCAUAAACAAUUAAACUGUACAGUGUCAAAGUGGAUUAAGAUUUUCUGUAGUUGGUCAGUUUCUCUUAUUAGCAUUUUGAACUUAUAUUUUAGAUGUUAUGGAUCAAUUUGCAUUGAUGAUGGUACUGUCAGAACACUAUGAAAAUGGAAUCAACAAUUUCUUAAUCAUUAAUGUAAAGAGUGUCAGUAUUAUGAAAAUGUAAACCUUUAUAAAGAUAAAUUAUUUAUAUUACCAUUCUAUUUUAUUAUUGAUUAUUUGGAAUUAUUAUAAUAUAUUUUAAUACUUACAGAUUAUCUUCCAAUAUAAUAUAUAACUUAUUAAAAUUACAACUUUUCAUUUGGAAGAAAUUGAUAAACUUUUUAGAAUUUCAUCCAGACUUUUUAGAAUGAAUAAUGAAGAUUGAAUGUGUAUUUCCAUCUAGAUUUUUUCAUCAGCUGCUUUUUUUAUGUUAAGUGUUAAAAAGUAUAAAUUCUUAAUUCUUGUCUAGUUAAUGCACAUCAGUCUCUUGUAUCCAAAACUUUUGUUCAAAUAAAUAUUCAUUCUGAAACUCUUGGGGGCUGCUUUUUAUGUUCAUAACUGACAAGCAUUAUUGCUAUGGGUGGGAACCCAAGAACCUUUGGAGUCUUUAAUUCAAUAUUUAUUAUUCAGAAAUUCAUUUGAAUUCCUAGAUAUUUUGGUAUGAUUGCUGAGCUGUUUUUUCUCCUUUCAUUUAAUAGUUAUAUUAAUAGUCUGUUAAUGAUCUUAUUUGAUGCUCAAUAAAAUCUUCCAGUUCUUCAUCACUAACUUCUGAACUAGAACAAUUUUCUUCUUUUUUUUCUGAUUUGCUUUAUUGAUCUUAUUCUGAAGCCUAAUUUGUCUU
Molecule: messenger RNA, 2849 nt
Organism: Gryllus bimaculatus (two-spotted cricket)
Lineage: Eukaryota; Metazoa; Arthropoda; Insecta; Orthoptera; Gryllidae
Source: the annotation of a GenBank genome assembly